CUGCGACCAGCAGGGAAGUGAGUGCGGGCAGCACGUUGCCGAUGUGCAGCGGGCAGGGAGAGAGACCAGCUCAGCGCCAUGUCCGAGAGCCAGGUGCAGCUAUGUACCGCGGCCACAGAGCCGGGGGGGAGCGUGUCCCUGCCUCAGAAGCGCUAUUACCGGCAGAGGGCGCACUCCAACCCCAUGGCUGAUCACACCUUCCAGUAUCCUGUUACACCAGAAGAAAUGGAUUGGUCACAAUAUUAUCCUGAAUACUUCAAGCCUCUAUCACUGGAUAGUUCUCAUGAUGACACGAAGGACUUGUCGGAGGUGAAGAAGCAAGAAUAUGCCGUCGAAUUUGCAGACAUUGGCUGUGGAUAUGGUGGUUUGCUGGUUGAGUUGUCUCCGUUGUUUCCAAACGCCCUCAUGCUUGGACUGGAGAUACGUGUCAAAGUAUCAGACUAUGUGCGAGACAGGAUCACGUCUUUGAGGGCGUCCCACCCCGGCCAGUACCAGAACAUCGCCUGUAUCAGGAGUAACGCUAUGAAGUACCUUCCCAACUUCUUCAAGAAAGCACAGCUUAGUAAAAUGUUCUUCCUGUUUCCGGACCCUCACUUUAAGAAGACGAAACAUAAAUGGAGGAUCAUCAGUUCCACACUGUUGGCAGAAUAUGCUUACGUGCUACGUGUUGGGGGGCUGGUUUAUACGAUUACAGAUGUGGAAGAAGUUCACGAGUGGAUGGUGACGCACUUCACGGAACAUCCUCUUUUUGAGAGGGUUUCAAAAGAACAACUGGCAGGUGACAUCAUCAUUGAUAAACUGGGCACAUCUACCGAAGAAGGAAAGAAGGUUCAGCGUAACAAAGGCCAAAACUUCCUGGCUGUAUUUCGCCGCGUGGAAAACAGCACUUUCAGAAGUCCGGAUUCCUAGCUGUGUGAGAAGGGUUCCUUCCUCCCAAGACAAAUCUAAAACUUUGGCUGUUCAUUUGUUAAUGGCAGAACUGUUAACCCUUUUGGGACAAGCAGCAGAUGCAAGCCCCUCCAUGACUAUGUUCGUAUGGGGCACCAGAAGCCCCGCCACAUGCGGCUGUCCAGCGCUGACCUGCAGAUCGGGCAGAUAACUGACACACUAGUCUAUCUGCUGAGGAUUUUGUAGUGACUUACAGGUGUGUGGUUUGAGGACAUCUGCAAAGCUGUAUUUUGCUAACAUUUUUUCAGCUUAUUGAGGCAACAGAUUUAAAAAAAUUAAUAAAAAAUAAAUGGACUUAGCUUUAAGGGGUGUUCCGGUUAUAACAAGUUAUCCCUUAUCCACAUGAUGGGGGAUAACAAUCAGAUUGGUGGGGGUCCUACUGCUGGGACCGCCCCACUGAUCACGCGAAUGGGGGCUCCGUACCCUGUGGAGGCCCCCUGAAAUGAACGGAGCAGCUGCUUCAUUAAUUUCUACGGGCGCACUGGAGAUAGCCAAGUAUAGUGCUCGGCCGUCUCCAGCACUCCAAUAGAAAUGAAUGGAGCAGCAGCGCGCUUUCCUAACCUUCUGCUCCACAGGGUAAGGAGCCCCCGUUCUCUUGAUCAGUGGGGGUUCCAGCGGUAGGACCUACACCAAUCUGAUAGUUUUUCCCAUAUUCUGCAGAUAGGGAAUAACUUGUUAUAACUGCAAUACCCCUUUAAAAUAUGUACACAGUGAACCACUUUUUUUCCUUUUUUUUUUUUUUUUUUUUUUUAAAUUGUGCAAAUGACCGGAAGUUCCAAUUUUCUUAUUUUUAAUAAACCAGUUGUAAAAUGUUAAUUGCUUGUGAUGGAAUCAUUUCUUUAGAAAAAACGUUAUCCUUUUCCGUAGUUUAGGUGGGCUGCAGUAAACUUGCGUGGGUUACUGGCAAUUGCUGGUUUACGAUUAAGGGCCUGUGUGAGGUCCGAAACACAUCAGUGUUACGAUGUGCACACCAUGGGAGGAAUUGAUCAUGAGGGGAAUAUUUGAAGUCCGUUUUGCUUGAGUCUGUGUUGGAGUACUUUAUACCACAUUUAUUAAAUGUAACAUGUUGUGAUAAAUUUGUCUUAUCCUAAAACCUAACACCUUUCUCUAGAAAAGCUACUCUAGUUUUCCUACUCCACCUUCCUACUGGAGUGGUAUUGUGACUUUUGAAAAAAAAAGUCUCAACUAUAAAUCUGGAGUGAAACUCAUGAACAUGGCUAAUCACACCCACUUCUCCACGCACAUUCAAAAACUGGAGUGAGUGGUGUAAAAAUGAAAAAAGUUGCAAUAGCCCAAUUUGUGACUGAGAAUUCUGAAGUGAAGGCAUGAUAAAUCCCAU
Bufo gargarizans (Asiatic toad) is the source of this 2287-nucleotide messenger RNA. RefSeq names its product methyltransferase 1, tRNA methylguanosine (gene METTL1). The transcript is spliced from 6 exons. The record is from RefSeq and is a predicted model, not a curated record. Gene Ontology annotation, cellular component: tRNA methyltransferase complex. Lineage: Eukaryota; Metazoa; Chordata; Amphibia; Anura; Bufonidae. The coding region runs from base 79 to 909 and encodes 276 amino acids. Gene Ontology annotation, molecular function: tRNA (guanine(46)-N7)-methyltransferase activity. Gene Ontology annotation, biological process: tRNA methylation; RNA (guanine-N7)-methylation.